AUGGCGGAGUCAACAUCUGCGGCGCCCGCGCUGCACACCGACAUCCCCGGCGGUAACUUUGACGAGAAGGCCGGUGCCGGCGACGCCGCCCCUGCCGCUGCCGCUCCCCCGGUCAAGCCCAAGGUCGAGGAGGAGGAGGAAGAUGAGGACAUCGAUGCCCUGAUUGAGGACCUCGAGUCCCACGACGGCCACGGCGCCGACGAAGAUGACGAAGAGGAGGAGUCCAACGUCCACGGUGGCCGCGUCAUCCCCGAGGACAUGCUCCAGACCGACACCCGCAUUGGUCUGACGGACCACGAGGUUGUUGCUCGCCGUCGCAAGUACGGUCUGAACCAGAUGAAGGAGGAGAAGGAGAACCUGAUUCUCAAGUUCUUGGGCUACUUUGUUGGUCCUAUCCAGUUCGUCAUGGAGGCUGCCGCUGUCCUGGCUGCCGGUCUUGAGGACUGGGUCGAUUUCGGUGUCAUUAUUGCCUUGCUGCUGCUCAACGCUGCUGUCGGUUUCGUUCAGGAGUUCCAGGCCGGUUCCAUUGUCGACGAGCUCAAGAAGACCCUGGCCCUGAAGGCUGUUGUCCUCCGUGACGGCACCCUGAAGGAGAUUGAGGCCCCCGAGGUCGUUCCCGGUGAUAUUCUCCAGGUUGAGGAGGGCACCAUCAUUCCCGCCGACGGUCGCAUCGUUACCGAAGAUGCUUUCCUGCAGGUUGAUCAGUCCGCCAUCACUGGUGAGUCUCUCGCUGUCGACAAGCACAAGAGCGACCAGUGCUACGCUUCGUCCGCCGUCAAGCGUGGUGAGGCCUUUGUCGUCGUUACUGCCACUGGUGACAACACCUUUGUCGGUCGCGCUGCCGCCCUCGUCAAUGCCGCCUCGUCCGGCACCGGUCACUUCACGGAGGUGCUCAACGGCAUCGGUACCGUUCUGCUGGUUCUGGUCAUCUUCACCAACCUGAUCGUCUGGGUGUCGUCGUUCUACCGCUCCAACCCCAUUGUCACGAUUCUCGAGUACACCCUGGCCAUCACCAUCAUUGGUGUCCCCGUCGGUCUGCCCGCUGUCGUCACCACCACUAUGGCUGUCGGUGCUGCCUACCUUGCUCGCAAGAAGGCCAUCGUCCAGAAGCUGUCCGCCAUCGAGUCCCUGGCUGGUGUCGAGAUUCUGUGCUCUGACAAGACCGGUACCCUGACCAAGAACAAGCUCUCCCUGUCUGAGCCCUACACCGUCGCCGGUGUCGAGCCUGAGGACCUGAUGCUCACUGCCUGCCUGGCUGCCUCGCGCAAGAAGAAGGGUAUUGAUGCCAUUGACAAGGCUUUCCUCAAGUCCCUGCGCUACUACCCCCGUGCCAAGAGCGUUCUGUCCAAGUACAAGGUCAUCAACUUCUUCCCCUUCGACCCCGUCAGCAAGAAGGUUACCGCCAUUGUCGAGUCCCCCCAGGGCGAGCGCAUCACCUGCGUGAAGGGUGCUCCUCUGUUCGUUCUCAAGACCGUCGAGGAGGACCACCCCAUCCCCGAGGAGGUCGACCAGGCCUACAAGAACAAGGUCGCUGAGUUUGCUACCCGUGGUUUCCGUUCGCUCGGUGUUGCCCGCAAGCGUGGUGAGGGCGCCUGGGAGAUCCUCGGCAUUAUGCCCUGCUCUGACCCCCCGCGUCACGAUACCGCCCGCACCAUCAACGAGGCCAAGUCCCUGGGUCUGUCCAUCAAGAUGCUUACUGGUGAUGCCGUCGGCAUUGCCCGCGAGACUUCCCGCCAGCUGGGUCUUGGUACCAACGUCUACAACGCUGAGCGCCUGGGUCUGGGCGGCGGCGGUGACAUGCCCGGCUCUGAGGUUUACGAUUUCGUCGAGGCUGCCGAUGGUUUCGCCGAGGUGUUCCCCCAGCACAAGUACAAUGUCGUCGAGAUCCUGCAGCAGCGUGGCUACCUCGUUGCCAUGACUGGUGACGGUGUCAACGAUGCGCCCUCGCUGAAGAAGGCGGAUACCGGUAUUGCUGUCGAGGGUGCCUCUGACGCUGCCCGCUCCGCUGCCGACAUUGUUUUCCUUGCCCCCGGUCUUGGUGCCAUUAUCGAUGCUCUCAAGACCUCCCGCCAGAUUUUCCACCGCAUGUACGCCUACGUUGUCUACCGUAUCGCCCUGUCCAUCCACCUGGAGAUCUACCUUGGUCUGUGGAUUGCCAUCCUCAACCGUUCGCUGAACAUUGAGCUGGUCGUCUUCAUUGCCAUCUUCGCUGAUGUUGCCACCCUUGCUAUUGCCUACGACAACGCGCCCUUCUCCAAGACCCCCGUCAAGUGGAACCUUCCCAAGCUCUGGGGUAUGUCCGUCCUGCUUGGUGUCGUCCUGGCUGUCGGUACCUGGAUCACGGUCACGACCAUGUACGCGCACGGCCCCAACGGCGGUAUUGUCCAGAACUUUGGUAACCUGGAUGAGGUCGUCUUCCUUGAGGUCUCCCUGACGGAGAACUGGCUGAUCUUCAUCACUCGUGCCAACGGUCCCUUCUGGUCGUCGAUCCCCUCGUGGCAGCUGACCGGCGCCAUCCUGGUCGUCGACCUGCUGGCCACCUUCUUCACCCUGUUCGGUUUCUUCCAGCACGGCCAGCAGACCUCUAUUGUCGCUGUUGUCCGUAUCUGGAUCUUCUCUUUCGGUGUCUUCUGCAUCAUGGGUGGUGUUUACUACCUGCUCCAGGACAGCGUUGGUUUCGACAACCUGAUGCACGGCAAGAGCCCCAAGGGCAACCAGAAGCAGCGGUCGCUCGAGGACUUUGUCGUGUCUCUGCAGCGUGUCUCCACCCAGCACGAGAAGUCGCAGUAA
Sporothrix brasiliensis 5110 is the source of this 2790-nucleotide messenger RNA. Its product is annotated as H+-transporting ATPase. The record is from RefSeq and is a predicted model, not a curated record. Gene Ontology annotation, molecular function: P-type proton-exporting transporter activity; ATP hydrolysis activity; ATP binding. Gene Ontology annotation, cellular component: plasma membrane. The transcript has 4 exons. Gene Ontology annotation, biological process: proton export across plasma membrane; regulation of intracellular pH. Bases 1 to 2790 code for a protein of 929 amino acids. Lineage: Eukaryota; Fungi; Ascomycota; Sordariomycetes; Ophiostomatales; Ophiostomataceae.